AGAGAGCAGGCGAGUCGGGCGGAUCGGGUGGGUAGAGUGGUGCCGUCCGGUUGUUUGGUGGGAGGUACGUAAGGCCGCUCUGGGCACGUGGGCGCCCAUUUCACUGGCUCGUUCGGUUUUAGGAGCAGAUCCGGGGUAGAGGGAAGAGAGCUCCGGGUCAGGGGCUGCUGUCGCCGCCGCCGUCCGAGAGUCAGCCCGCCAGCCCACUAGCCAGUGCUUCGCGGGCCCUGCCGGUCACGGUAAGCGGGCCUGCGCUUACCGGAAAGAGGAGCGUAAGACGGAAGAGUAUCAGAUCAAACAUUGUCUGGCCUGCACUGUAAAACUAGUUAGCUGACGACGACUUCUCAGGUUUCUUCAAGAUGCCUGCAGCACUUGUGGAGAAUAGCCAGGUUAUCUGUGAAGUAUGGGCCAGUAAUCUAGAAGAAGAGAUGAGGAAGAUCCGAGAAAUCGUGCUCAGUUACAGUUAUAUUGCCAUGGACACAGAAUUUCCAGGUGUUGUGGUGCGACCAAUUGGUGAAUUUCGUAGUUCCAUAGAUUACCAGUAUCAGCUUCUGCGGUGCAAUGUUGACCUUUUAAAAAUUAUCCAGCUGGGCCUUACAUUCACAAAUGAGAAGGGAGAAUAUCCUUCUGGAAUCAAUACUUGGCAGUUCAAUUUCAAAUUUAACCUUACAGAGGACAUGUACUCCCAGGAUUCCAUAGAUCUCCUUGCUAACUCAGGACUACAGUUUCAGAAGCAUGAAGAGGAAGGGAUUGACACACUGCACUUUGCAGAACUGCUUAUGACAUCAGGAGUGGUUCUCUGUGACAAUGUCAAAUGGCUUUCAUUUCAUAGUGGCUAUGAUUUUGGCUAUAUGGUAAAGUUGCUUACAGAUUCUCGUUUGCCAGAAGAGGAACAUGAAUUCUUUCAUAUUCUGAACCUUUUCUUCCCAUCCAUUUAUGAUGUGAAAUACCUGAUGAAGAGUUGCAAAAAUCUUAAGGGAGGUCUUCAGGAAGUUGCUGAUCAGUUGGAUUUGCAGAGGAUUGGAAGGCAGCACCAAGCAGGCUCAGACUCACUGCUGACAGGAAUGGCUUUCUUUAGGAUGAAAGAGUUGUUUUUUGAGGACAGCAUUGAUGAUGCCAAGUACUGUGGACGGCUCUAUGGCUUAGGCACAGGAGUGGCCCAGAAGCAGAAUGAGGAUGUGGACUCUGCCCAGGAGAAGAUGAGCAUCCUGGCGAUUAUCAACAACAUGCAGCAGUGAUGGCGCCAGGCUCUGCAGGUUGGGCCUGAUCCCAGAGUGGUGCUUACUGUGCUGACUGUGUACUUAUCUUCCCCAAGAGAAAAUGCUUCUUUUGAGCAAACUGUACCUACCAUCUGCAUUGAGCAGAAAGACUUUUGUUUUACUGAAGACAAAAGAUGUCUUUAUUUUAGACCCAGAAGAGAGGAGUUUGCUCUGAAUUUGUAAGUAAGUCUUCCCCAUUCCUCAUCCCUGAGCCUCUCCUCUCUGGUUGCCUCCUGCCACCAGCAUCCAUGGCUCAUUUGACACCUUUUUAAAUAUCCAGGACAAGUCUGAAACAAACUAGUAAAAUGUAUAUAACUCUUACCUGUUGUCAUUCUUUUUCUUUUAAAUUUGUUGCUAAUCUCUGAUAAUGAAGAUUCUUACUCUGAUUCUCAGCUGAGCUGUGAGGGCUUCCAGGGAAAAUGGAACAAAAUGGUGUUCUUAUGUAAUGGGUUGUAGAUACUGAGUCUUCCUUUCCUUUUCUGACCCUUCUUGAGGAUAUUUGCUUUCCUCACACUUUUGUAGUCAUUCUUUACAUAUUACUAUAUGGAAAUGAAUUGCUCUGUGCUGAAAUUUGAAGACCAGAAAAUGAAACUUAAAAGCAAACAAUUUUACUGAAUCUGUGUACCCUUCAUUCAUGAGAACUCCAGAAUGAGUGUUGACCACUGAAGCAUCUUUUAAGUCUGUGUUCCAUUGUGCCACUCAGGUUUGCCAUUGCAUACGUAUCAUCUGAAAUCAUUUGAAAUUUUUGUACACUAAAAUAUCCUGGAUUUGAUCCCAAAUGAAACUAGUAAGAUCAGAUUUUUGGGUCAUGUCUGUUGUAUUUUCAAUAAUGUGAUUUCAGAUAGUCAUCUGGAUUCUCCCACUUCUCUAUUUUCUCUACUUUUCCUUCCAGCAAACCUGAAACAUUAGGGAGAUGGAUUAAUGUGAGUACCAGGAAUGUCUUUAAAAAGCUAGAGUGGUUACGUUUAAUCAGGCAGUAAGAUAAUUUGGGUUCUUGAGUUGUUUUGGAGCAAUAUCCCACAACUGGGGUAGGAAGCUCAGGAUUUUUUUUUUUUUUUUAAAGCUAGUCAUUUCAAAAGUACAUUGUAUUUUUUUGAAUGACCACAGUAUGGACAAUUUCAAAAACCAAAACCCCCUUUGGAUUGGUGGAAAUAAAAACUGGUAACUCACUCAAGUGAAUGAAUGGUCUUGCAUUUUAAAAGCUUAUGGGAAACUCAAUUUGAAAUGAUUAAAAAAUGUCAAGUAUUAUAAGCUGGUAUUUAAGAUGCUUGUAAAUAUUAUUUAUGUUUUUAAUUUUGUAAAAUAAAGAUUUCUUUUUAACCACUGGCA
Molecule: messenger RNA, 2588 nt
Organism: Mandrillus leucophaeus (drill)
Lineage: Eukaryota; Metazoa; Chordata; Mammalia; Primates; Cercopithecidae
Gene: CNOT8
Product: CCR4-NOT transcription complex, subunit 8
Exons: 7
Coding region: 360-1238 (292 amino acids)
Cellular component (GO): P-body; CCR4-NOT core complex; CCR4-NOT complex
Molecular function (GO): poly(A)-specific ribonuclease activity; nucleic acid binding
Source: RefSeq, a predicted model, not a curated record